Messenger RNA from Aspergillus steynii IBT 23096, 448 nucleotides. RefSeq lists its product as uncharacterized. The coding region runs from base 112 to 336 and encodes 74 amino acids. The record is from RefSeq and is a predicted model, not a curated record. Lineage: Eukaryota; Fungi; Ascomycota; Eurotiomycetes; Eurotiales; Aspergillaceae. The transcript is spliced from 2 exons.
GACAUUUUCCCCCACAUCUUGAAUCUACGGCGAGCCUCUGAUCGAACGCUCCUUUGAGACUGCACGUCAUUCACCAGCGAGACACAAUUGGUCGGGAAGGCCAGACGAAGAAUGUUCUUCGAGCAGACUGACAGGGAAAGAAUGCGAAGUGAAGGUCUAGAGUGCAGGGAAGAAACAAAGAACGCGACGAGAGAGAGUGAGAGGGAAAGAGAGAGAGCGAGAGAGAAGGAAACAAGAGAAAAGAGAGGAAGAGAGAGGAAGCGCGAGAAAGGAAAGGGAACGUGCCGAUGCGCCAACCCACCACCGGCCCCUCUUUUCGCAGGAAUUAGAAAUUAAUAUAACGAGUGUCAGUCGGAAUCAAGCUCGUCGGGAGUCGGAGGGCGACAGCACAUGCGCUCUCGGUUACUCGCAAAUGCAAUUAAGAUGAAGGACCCUGUUUCGAGCUAAC